GCCUGGUUGUGAGGCUCGAAGUCUGGGGCGAUACUGACGAUCUCCUGGUGGCCUUUAGGCUGGACCUAAAAUGCGAAAGGAAGCAGGUAGCGCUCGUCCUCUAGCCGCUGAUCGCUGCAGAUCGCGUUAAUCACGGUGCAGGAAGAUGGUGCGUGAGUUUCUGCUGCUGGAGAUGUUUCUAUAGAAACGUUUGGAGAUAGUUGGGAAGCUUCCCGCGAUUCAUCAGAGCUCCAUGCAAAAGGGUGCAUGAAAUGCGUCCUCCCUGCUGCCAUAUAAAUGCUUAGGCAACAGCACUUUGAAACAGCCAGACGGCGUAGCCUUGAAACAUAAGCUGCAGACUGAUAUGAUCUGCUGAGGAAUAUGCAGUUUGCGUAAGUUAAUCUGCGGAAAGUUGAGGGAAAGUGCGCUCUUUUCCAUCCCGAGCGUUAAGAAGACCAAUACUCAUCAUGCACUUUUUAAUAGCACGACUGUUGUAAAUUGCAUCGCAGUCCCAAAUUUUCUGUUGCUCGUCUUUACUACCUUGCAGGCUACAAUAAAGUAGUAACUAAAUUAAGGGUGCAUCAUGAGCACAGAGAAACCCAGCUUCCUGUCCCAGCCCGUCGUGAAAAAUAUAUACGUGUAUCGCAACGGCGAUCCUUAUUACGAGGGCCGCCGGCUGGUCAUUAACGAGAAGAAGGUGUCCAGCUUCGAGACCUUCCUGCGGGAGGUUACCGGCGGCGUGCAGGCUCCGUUCGGCGCCGUCAGGAACAUCUACACGCCGAGAGCCGGACACCGGGUCUCCUGCAUGCAGCACAUCCAGAGCGGCCAGCGCUACGUGGCCGCGGGGAGCGAGAAGUUUAAGAAGCUGGACUAUUCAGAGAUUGGAACCAAAAAGAAAAGGCUUCUUCAAAAUAAUGGCGUGAUGAUAAAGCAGGUGGCCCAAAGUCGUAUAGCUGCAUCAGCGAGGUUCCUGAAACCCAUCAAAGAGCCCUGUCUGAUUUUCGUGGUGGCGAAUGGAGACGUACUGAACCCCCCUGUCCGACUACUGAUACCGCAGCGGAUGCUCGGCCUUUUCGAGCGAGUGCUGGAGAUGAUCACCGAGAAGAUGAAUCUCAGGAUUAUGGGAGGCGUUCGCAGCCUGUACAUGCUCGAUGGGACGCUCGUCAGCGAUGGAAAUGACCUGGAAAGCGGACAGUACUAUGUGGCUGUCGGGCGUGAAAGGUUUAAGAAGCUUCCCUAUACUGACCUCAUAUUUGCCAAACCAGCAUCGAUGAGAAGAUUUGUUGGGUCAAAGGCUGCCUCCCUGCCUCCGAUUUACAGAGCCAAAAAGCAGGAUGGACCUGUGGGCAGUGAUCAGAGUAAAUCAAUGGGAGCAACCAAUGGUGCAUCAGAUUCUAAGAUGGGAUCCCCGAAGCAGGGCAAUGAGGCCCAGCUGAUGAAACUGAGGCAGAGGAAGAGCAUCCUGACCAUGUCGCUAGGAGCCCAGGACAACGAUGAAGGGGACCAGAGAGAGGAAGAAGGUGCUGCAAAUCCAGACGCUAACCAGGACAACGGUCCGGAGGCUCCUCUGCCCUCCGAGGAGAUAAAAGGAGAAAGCGAGAUUGGAACAGAAGAGAGUGCAGGAGGAAACGAUGAUAGAGAGGAAGACGUCACUAUCCCUGGUGCCGGCGAGCUGGAAGAGGAGGAAGAUGGAGCAACAGCUGCAGACGAUGAAAGGGAGGAGGAGUCAGACACAGUCGACACAUGGCCUUUGGUAAAUGGAAAUGGGGAAAUGAACGAGGGAGAAGAGGAGGUGGAGAGGAGCGAGAGAGAAGCAGACAACCCCACUCCUGGAGUAAAUGGAAAUGGGGAAAUGAACGAGGGAGAAGAGGAGGUGGAGAAGAGUGAGAGAGAAGCAGACAACCCCACUCCUGGAGUAAAUGGAAAUGGGGAAAUGAACGAGGGAGAAGAGGAGGCGGAGCAGAGCGAGAGAGAAGCAGACAACCCCACUCCUGGUGUAAAUGGAAAUGAAGUGGACGGUGAGGAGGAAGAUGACCGAGCAGAGGACUGCGGGGCGGAAACGGCGAAUGACCCGUCUCCCGAGAUGGAGGACAAGCAGGCAGAGGAAGAGCUGGUGGGUGGGGAUGAGAAGGAGGAGGGUGAAGCUGGAGAUGGAGAGCAGGAAAACGGUGAGCUGGAGGCUAAGCACAACACUAAUGAAGGCGAGGAGACACAGGAAGUGAGAUCAGCAGAAGAAGCCGAUCCUGGCGGAGCGCCGGAGAGGGAAUAGGAAUGUCGGAAAUGAAGCAAAGGACACUGGAAGUCCCAAAAAUGAAGAAACAUCCCAGGGAGCUGAAGACAUAAAACUAAUAAAUAACCUGCUGAAGAUGGCAAUCUAGCAGGACAGCAAUACAGGUCUGAUGUCAGACUCUAAGGGCGACAGGAAUUCUGGGAAAAUAAGGCUCCCUGAAUUAAAUGACAAACUAUUGAAUACCUCAAUGAAUAAAAAACACAUUUUCCCACUAAAUUGGCAAAUUAGCCAAACAAUUCCAAAUAGAUCUAUUUAUUUUUAGUACGCAGAUAUUUUCUGAAGAUUUAACACAGUGUAUAUUUUGUAGGGAUACAGAUAAGUUUUAUUUUCUCUAGUUAAGGAAAAGUGUGUAUGGAUGUUUUCCUUCAGCAAAGUAAUUCUAUCUCGUUCUUAGAAAAUUAUUUAUUUAUUAUUUCUUUUAAUUUUGCCAGUCUUUUUUCCCAAAAAAUCUCAGGGGAUUUAAUAAAAGGUACAUAAUAACCAUAUAAAUAAAAAAUAUGCUCAAUCAAUUACCAGCUGGAUAACAACCCAAUUCAAUAUGUGAAGACGCAAACCAUUUCAAUAUUUUUCCUGUGUUCCGUAGCACAUUGUAGCCCCGGCUCUGAAACGGCUGCUUUCCAUGAAGAGCGUGUUGUGGGGGGAGGGAAGACAGCCUCCCCCUGUAGAAUUUCCAGACUACUUUUAGUUAACGAUAUUGAUUUGGCAGGCAGGGUGCUCCGGGAAUACAUACGUCCAUACAUGUACCACAUCACUAAACACGGCUCAGAAUAAACAUUUGGCUGCAUGUCACUGCAAAGGCUGCAGUGUGACAGGGAAAAUGCAUUAAGGCUCAAACAGUGAUCAUAUUUUGCGAACAGCUUACGUAGACAUAGGUUAGUUAAAUGUAUUGUAGAUGGAAAAAUCUGGUUAAGAUUAAAAAAAUCAACUGCAUUCUUAAAAUCUUUUAAUGUACAUGAUAACUUUGAAAGCAUAAGAAUAAUGAAAAAUAAAUAAAUUUUGCACCUGCAAAGUUAAA
Molecule: messenger RNA, 3284 nt
Organism: Brienomyrus brachyistius
Lineage: Eukaryota; Metazoa; Chordata; Actinopteri; Osteoglossiformes; Mormyridae
Product: doublecortin domain-containing protein 2-like
Exons: 9
Coding region: 563-2248 (561 amino acids)
Biological process (GO): regulation of cilium assembly; dendrite morphogenesis; cilium assembly
Cellular component (GO): microtubule; axoneme; microtubule organizing center
Source: RefSeq, a predicted model, not a curated record